UUCGCCUAAAGGAUGGCUUACAUAGAGAAACUACAGAUAGCCCUUGUACCAUUUCUAGCAGAAUUUCAAUCUUCGUCUCUUCUCUGAAAGAAAAGAAAAGUAAAGAAAAGAGAAAGAGAAAGAGAGAGAGAAAAAAGAAGAAAAGGAGAGGCUUAGCUUCUUCUUUGUAUUUGAAGACUCUUUCUGUGAAGAUGUUUGAUUCCUUAAGCCCAUACACACUUGACAUCCCUCAGAUUCCUUUCACUUUCCCUCCCUUUCCCGGAAAAUCCAUUCUUGCCCAGAUGCUUAAAUCCCUUCCUCUUUCCUUAGAGUGCUUCCAAACUCAAUUUUCUUGAAACCAACAAAGAGAAAAAAAAAAAAAAAACAACAACAACAUGGUCCUUUUCAUUGUCUAUACACUUUUCUCUCUUCUUCUAACCACGUCCUGUUCUGCCUCUUCUCUGCUUAGUGAUUUUCACGUCUUGCUUAAGCUCAAGCAAGGAUUCGAAUACCCCGAACCGGCAUUAAGCUCGUGGAAUCCAUUGGCACUAAGCUCGGUCUGUUCUUGGACUGGAAUUCAUUGCUCUAGAUCAUCAGGAAGAGUUGUUUCACUUGACUUGACUGAUUUAAGCCUUCGCGGUUCUGUUUCAACACCUCUGAUUUCAAGACUAGACAAGCUCACACACCUCUCUCUUGCCGGAAACAACUUCACCGGAAGCAUUGACAUCGCGAAUUUGCUGAAUCUUCGCUUCCUCAAUAUCUCAAGCAACCAGUUGUAUGGAGGCCUGGAUUGGAGCUACUCUAGUAUUCCCAACUUGGAAGUGUUUGAUGCAUACGACAAUAACUUCAAUGCCUCUCUUCCACUAGGGAUUCUCAGCUUGAAGAAGUUGAAGCACUUAGAUCUCGGAGGCAACUUCUUUUUCGGGAAAAUCCCGGUGAGUUAUGGAGAGUUAGUUGGGCUUGAGUACUUGUCCCUGCUUGGGAAUGAUCUUAAUGGGAAAAUCCCAGGUGAAUUAGGCAAUCUCACUAACUUGAGAAGGCUUGAAUUGGGGCAUUACAAUGUUUUUGAAGGUGGGAUUCCAGUGGAGUUUGGGAAAUUGGUUAAUCUAGUUCACUUGGAUUUGUCAGACUGUGAAUUGGAUGGCCAAAUCCCACAUGAACUUGGGAAUCUGAAGGCUUUAGACACUCUUUACUUGUACGCCAAUUUGCUCUCUGGCUCAAUCCCAAGGCAGUUGGGAAAUCUCACAAACUUGAUCAAUUUCGACCUCUCCAACAACGCGCUCACCGGGGAAAUCCCCGUCGAGUUUGCGAACCUCCAGCGGCUAGAGCUCUUCAACCUCUUCAUGAACAGCCUGCACAGCUCCAUCCCGGACUAUAUUGCGGAAUUCCCUAAUUUGGAGACUCUUGGACUGUGGAAGAACAACUUCACAGGCGUGAUUCCUCAGAAACUAGGCGAAAACCGAAAGCUCCAAGUGCUGGACUUGUCCACCAACAAGCUCACCGGCACGAUUCCACCCAACUUGUGCGCGUCGAACCGGCUUAGGGAGCUAAUUCUGCUGCGAAACUUCUUCUUCGGACCUAUCCCGGAGGGUUUGGGAGCAUGUUCUAGCUUAACUAGGAUGAGACUGGGGCAGAAUUACCUUAAUGGUAGCAUACCAAAUGGCUUAAUUUACCUGCCUCAGAUGAAAUUAGCAGAAUUGCAAGACAAUUACCUAUCUGGGUCAUUGUCUGAGAAUGCUAAUUAUUCGUCUUCAAAGCCAAUGAAAUUAGAGGAGCUUAAUCUCUCAAACAAUCUCUUAUCCGGUCCUUUACCAUCUUCCAUUUCCAACUUCUCUUCACUCCAAAACCUUCUCCUCGGCGCGAACCGAUUUUUGGGCCCCAUUCCGCCUUCUAUCGGGGAACUUCGCCAAGUAUUAGUGCUUGAUCUCAGCAGAAACUCGUUUUCGGGCGAAAUCCCGCCAGAAAUCGGCAACUGCUCUCACCUCACCUACCUCGACAUGAGCCAAAACAACCUCUCCGGCGCGAUCCCGCCGGAAAUUUCCAACAUCCGAAUCCUGAAUCACCUGAACCUAUCAAGAAACCACCUCAACCAAUCGAUACCGAGAUCGAUCGGCACUAUGAGGAGCCUCACGACGGCCGACUUCUCCUUCAACGAACUCUCCGGUGAGCUACCGGAGACCGGCCAAUUCGCAUUCUUCAACGCCUCGUCAUUCGCCGGAAACCCCCAACUCUGCGGCGGAAGCACUCUAAUGAUGAUCAACAGCCCCUGCAAUUUCACCGCCGUCACCGCCGCGGAGAGAAAAUCCGGCCCGGCGGAUUUCAAGUUGGUUUUCGCAUUAGGCCUGCUGAUAUGCUCCCUUGUCUUCGCCACCGCCGCCGUGAUCAAAGCCAAAUCGCUAAAGAGAAGCGGCGGCGCCGGGUCGUGGAAGAUGACCGCCUUUCAGAAGGUCGAAUUCUCCGUCUCUGACGUCCUCGAAUGCGUAAAAGACGGCAACGUAAUCGGCAGAGGAGGAGCCGGGAUAGUCUACCAUGGAAAAAUGCCGAAUGGCGUCGAAGUCGCCGUCAAGAAACUCCUCGGAUUCGGGCCGAGCAGCCACGACCACGGCUUCCGAGCGGAGAUUCAAACACUAGGCAACAUCCGGCACAGGAACAUCGUCAGACUGCUUGCGUUUUGCUCCAACAAGGAAACGAAUCUUCUCGUGUACGAGUACAUGAGGAACGGAAGCUUGGGAGAGGCUUUACAUGGUAAAAAAGGAGCGUUCUUGGGGUGGAAUUUGAGGUACAAAAUCGCCAUUGAAGCUGCCAAAGGGCUAUGCUAUCUUCACCAUGAUUGCUCGCCGUUGAUAGUUCACAGAGACGUCAAGUCAAACAACAUUCUGUUGAACUCGAAUUUCGAAGCCCACGUGGCGGACUUCGGACUCGCCAAGUUCUUGUUCGACGGCGGCGCGUCGGAGUGUAUGUCGGCGAUCGCCGGCUCUUAUGGCUACAUUGCUCCUGAAUAUGCAUACACACUAAAGGUGGAUGAGAAGAGUGACGUGUACAGCUUCGGCGUGGUGUUGCUUGAGCUCCUGACCGGAAGACGGCCGGUUGGGGAGUUCGGAGAGGGUGUGGACAUAGUGCAAUGGUGCAAGAAAGCAACCAAUUGUCGGAGAGAAGACGUUCUACAAAUAGUGGAUAGGAGGCUCAUGACCACCUCCACAACUGCUAAUUACAAUGUGCCUAAAGAAGAAGCCAUGCACUUGUUCUUCAUUGCCACGCUUUGCGUCCAAGAGAACAGCGUCGAGAGGCCCACAAUGCGAGAAGUUGUUCAAAUGCUCUCCGAGUUAACUCGCCACUCCUUGUCUCCUGACUCAUCAUCACAAUCCCCCUCUUCUUCCAAAAAUCUUCAAAAGGACACUACAAAACCUUGUAACAAUUUCACACAAGAUCUCUUGGUUUAAACAAAUAAGAUAAAACAUUGGUUUCAUUUUUUUUCCUUUUUUUUGUUUUGUUUUGUUUUAGAGUUAAUUGAGAUAUGCAAA
Molecule: messenger RNA, 3500 nt
Organism: Morus notabilis
Lineage: Eukaryota; Viridiplantae; Streptophyta; Magnoliopsida; Rosales; Moraceae
Product: leucine-rich repeat receptor-like serine/threonine-protein kinase BAM3
Exons: 2
Coding region: 375-3419 (1014 amino acids)
Biological process (GO): protein phosphorylation; hormone-mediated signaling pathway
Cellular component (GO): plasma membrane
Molecular function (GO): protein kinase activity; protein binding; ATP binding
Source: RefSeq, a predicted model, not a curated record